Plenodomus lingam JN3 is the source of this 3279-nucleotide messenger RNA. The record is from RefSeq and is a predicted model, not a curated record. NCBI's taxonomy places the organism in Eukaryota, Fungi, Ascomycota, Dothideomycetes, Pleosporales, Leptosphaeriaceae.
AUGACACGCAGCUCGCGCGGACGACCAAACAGGCCCAAUCAACAGCGAGGUAAUCGAAGCAACAGACCUCUUCGAGGAGAUACAGUACAGCUGGACAAUCCAUUUGAAAGCCUGGAAAACCUUGGCCAUGAUGAUGGCGAGGUCAACGCCCACCUUCACGAGCGGUUCGGGUCAGGGAACAUGAUUCCACAUGACGACAUCCCUACUUCAGCAGGCCCACACGAGAACGAUGAUAUUCAAAAUUACUUCAAACUCGCAGAAAAAGAGGUUAUUGGUGCUGGCGAAUGGCUAGACAAACCUGAGAUCCCAACGUCGUCCGAGAUAUUGCGUAAGCAGACCGGAUUCCGCAGCAUUGAGUCUGAAAACCUGAUCGAGGUCGAUGAAAACAUCCAGCCACACAAGGUAGAAGGUCCUUACGAGAGAAAUGAGCACUACCUUCGAACCAAGUACGAGCUGUUCCGUGAAGACGCUGUACGCCCGCUGCGUGAAACUAUUGAUGUGGUUCGUGCAGAUCCAUUCAAGGACGAGGCGGAGUAUGGCAAUAACAACAUUGGCAUCUACGAUCCCGUUUACAUCACCUCUUUAGUCUUCUCUCCCCGAGGAUUGGCAACGCGGGUUGCAUUUUCGCUCAGUCGUGUGAAGAAGCAAAUUCGCUGGGAGCAGUCCAAGCGCCUCAUCACUGGUACACUUGUCGCAUUAUCACCGAUAGAUGAUGCUUUCCAAACACAGUGCGUACUCGCCACAGUUGCCGCCCGACCACUCUCAGCAAUGGAGCAGAAUCCACCUGAGAUUGACCUCUUCUUCGCUCGGCCUGAGGAGCAGGAGAUUGAUCCAAUGCGCAAAUGGAUCAUGGUUGAGUGCCGCAGCAGUUUCUUCGAAGCGAGCCGACAUACGUUGCUGGCUCUUCAACAUAUGAUGCGAGAGCCGUUCCCGCUGUCCAAGUAUCUUGUCAGCGUAGAGAAAGAGGUGGAUGCGCCAGCAUAUGUACGGUACAAUCCAUACAUGAACUUGAGCUCUCUCGUAAGCCUUGAGGAGAGUGCAGAUUUCGAGAAUGUCAACGUCUUGGAAACUUGGCCAUCCGGCUCAUCGCAUUCGCUGGAUAAAUCUCAGGGCAAGGCACUGAAGCGAAUGCUCACGAAAGAACUGGCUCUGGUACAAGGGCCGCCGGGAACUGGAAAGACUUUCGUCUCUAUCGUGGCACUUCAGAUUGCUCGCGACAACCUGCGUAAGGAUGACUCGCCCAUCAUCGUCACGGCUCAGACUAAUCACGCCCUUGAUCAAUUGCUUCGACACACAGCACAGUUCGAACCAAACUAUAUUCGACUGGGGGGAAGGAGCAAGGACAAGGAGAUCAAGAAGCGUACUCUGUUUGAAGUCCGCUCGGGGUUGCCUCACCAAAAGCGGCCUGGUAGCAAGAAAGUUGUGGCCAUGACAAGUUUAAAAAACCUCACUGCGAAGGCUCAGUUCUUGCUUGCACCCCUGGAAGCUAAUAAGCCUCCUCUCGAUCACAAACUCUUAGAGAUGCUCGGGUUGAUUACCAGGGAGCAAGCAGAAUCCCUGGAGAUGGAAUCGCAAUGCACUAUGGGUAUCUCAUCAAACGAAAACCCUGGCCUUCUGAUGGAGCAGUGGCUUGGUAGGUGUCUGGCUCCGUGUAACAGGCCGAUAGGCCCUGAUGAUUACGAUUGGGCAUUUGAGGAAGAAGAUCUUGACGUCGAACAGCUCCAAGAACUUGAAGCAGAAGCUGUAGCCAAAGAUGAUGAUGAUCUAGAGGCUCUCCGCGGGCCCGUCACGCUACUGAGGGACAAUUAUAUGGGAAGAGGAAGAGCGUUAACACAAAGUCAGAUCCGGAAAUUGUUGCGCACAGAUGACUUGACUACCGUCGGGAAUGAUGAACGCGGCGCUAUCUACAAUCACUUCAUGCGCGAAACCAAGAGGCUCGUGCUAGCCGAGAUCCGCGAGAUUGCAAAGAAGUAUAGCAAGGUCGUCCAAGAGCGCAAGAUCGGUCUGUGGGAAGAAGAUGUACGUGUCUUACGCAAGGCGCGCAUUAUUGGGUGCACAACCACAGGCCUAUCCAAGUAUCGAGGACUACUUUCGGGUCUACGACCAAGAAUCUGCCUGGUUGAAGAAGCGGCUGAAACGCUGGAGGCACCUGUGACGGCGGCAUGCUUUCCAACCUUGGAACACCUGGUUCUUGUGGGUGAUCAUCAGCAGCUACGGCCUCAUACACAAGUCAAAGAGUUUGAAGAUGCUCCCUACUACCUCAACCUGUCCAUGUUUGAGCGUCUAGUCUGGAAUGAUGUGGAGUUUGACACGCUUGCGAGGCAGCGACGUAUGAUCCCGGAGAUCAGAAGGCUGCUAUAUCCCAUAUACGAGUCUACUUUGAAAGAUCACGAAAGCGUCAAGGAUGUCAGCAACCGCCCUCCAGUCGAAGGUAUGGGCGGGAACAACUCUUUCUUCUUCUGCCAUGAGUGGCCAGAGGAUCGAGAUGCAAACAAGUCCACAUUCAACGAACGAGAGGCAGCCAUGAUUGUCGGCUACUUUGAUUACUUGGUUCUGAACGGUGUAGACGCGGCAAAAAUCACGGUUUUGACAUUUUACAACGGCCAGCGAAAGACAAUUUUGCGCAAACUCAGGGAACAUUCCAAUCUCAGAUCUUACGUGUCUGUAGUCAAAGUUGUGACUGUUGAUUCUUAUCAAGGUGAAGAAAACGACAUCGUGCUGCUCAGUCUUGUUCGAUCGACUACGCGCAAUCAAACCACCACGAGCCUUGUUCGAUCAUCAAAGCCCCACAAAAUUGGAUUUCUCUCUUCAGAGAACAGAGCAUGCGUUGCACUCUCCCGAGCCAAGCGUGGAUUCUACAUCUUUGGAAAUGCAGAGUUGCUCGCUUGUGAAAGCGGAACUUGGGCUGCGGUGAUUGACAUCAUGUACGGAAACAAGAAGUUCAAAGUCGUUUCGGGACAGACCAGGCGAAUUGGAUAUCAAUUCCCACUUCAAUGCUCUGUCCAUGGCCGCAAGAUCUGGGUUGAGGAACCUGGAGACUGGGAGCUUCUCCAUGGUGGUUGUGACAUCAGAUGUACCGGAGUUCUGCCAUGUCAGCAUCGAUGUCCUUACAUGUGCCAUCCCUUUGAACAUGAUCGUGUCAACUGCACACAGCAAUGCUCAAGACGCAUCGAAGCUUGCGGUCACGCAUGUGUCGGUAUGUACUCGCCGAAUUGUGCUGUGAUUCUUGCAAAUGUCGUACUUGCGAACGUCGCACCAACGGCGUCAAGUCAAUGUUGA